AUGAAGCAUCAUCAUAGUCUUGAGUCGAUUCUCUUCUUUAAACCUUGCUUUCUCUUUGAUUUCUUUGACUUGCUUCUGAAUCUGUCACUUCCCAUCUCUUCUCUCUCCAUCGUCACCAGUCUUUCUCCACUGAUCUCACCAGUCAAGACUUUCCUCCUUAGAUUCCACGGAAACAGCCACAUCCCAAGGAUCACAAUCAGCCACUCGUUUCUUCAUCUCAACACGAACCUCAUCAGCGACUUUAGACAGAGACUUUUGCAGAAUCUCACGCACUUUGUCUCUCUUGGAAUCUCCUGUCGAAACCAUCUUCACCAGAUUUUGACGAUCUCUGACAUCAUCACGUCGGUCUCUGGCAUGAUCACGACGGCUCCGUUUUGGACCGGUGGCGUAAAGGUACCUCAUCCAAGUGUAAAGAAGAUCGUUUGCUUUGAUCGGAUUUUAGGGUUUGGGUGUUCGGUGCGAACUCUGGCCAGUCUCCCUCCGAGGGAGGAGGUGGUGAGGAAAGCGUCUAAAGCGAGUGACUCGGGAGCUUCUUUCAAACGAUUCAUGGCGUCGACACACCUCGCGACUUGUGGAGAAGAAUUGCUUUGCUCUCUCGCAGACUUGGCCGCUCGAAUUGCUGCUCGAAAAGCUCUAAGAAAUCUUGCUUGUUCAUGGUUUCUCGUUAUCGACUUUCUCUGUAUCGAGGAUUUUCAAAGCAAGCAACGAAAAUGA
Messenger RNA from Microthlaspi erraticum, 714 nucleotides. The record is from the annotation of a GenBank genome assembly. NCBI's taxonomy places the organism in Eukaryota, Viridiplantae, Streptophyta, Magnoliopsida, Brassicales, Brassicaceae.